CAGCUGACUGUCUGCAGACAACAUCCAAGAUCGACAACAAUUUUAUGUUUUGUUUUCACAUCCAGCCAGGCCUUUGUGAGGGAUCAGCAGACAUGGCAGCUCAGGAUCAGCCACUCUGCUGCAUCUGCCUGGAUGUGUUCACCCAGCCGGUGGCUCUGCCAUGUCAACACCACUUCUGCUGGACCUGCAUCACCAAACACUGGGACAACGCUGACAGAUGCCAGUGUCCCCUGUGCAACAGGCGCCUCACCAGCAGACCAGAGCUUCAGGUUAACGCAGGAAUGUCUGGGCUAAGUGAUCAGCUGGAGCUGCUGGCUCAGCAGACCGCCUGCUGCAGCUUGGAACCACAGCCUGAUGCGGGACAGGUUGUGUGUAGCGUCUGCACCAACAAGGCCCAGAUGUCCUGUCUGGUGUGUCUCAGCUCCUACUGUGAGACCCAUCAGGUGUUCCAUCAGAUGAUCCCAGGCCUGAAGAGACACACUCAGCUGGACCCUGUGGAGGGACAGGAGGACAGAAUGUGCAACAAGUAUCAAAAAGCUUCAGAGAAACUUAUGUGCCGAUGUGGCCUUUUUGUAGACACACAGGACCUGCGAUAG
Poecilia reticulata (guppy) is the source of this 596-nucleotide messenger RNA. The record is from RefSeq and is a predicted model, not a curated record. Lineage: Eukaryota; Metazoa; Chordata; Actinopteri; Cyprinodontiformes; Poeciliidae.